Molecule: messenger RNA, 488 nt
Organism: Arabidopsis thaliana (thale cress)
Lineage: Eukaryota; Viridiplantae; Streptophyta; Magnoliopsida; Brassicales; Brassicaceae
Product: F-box family protein
Exons: 1
Coding region: 1-324 (107 amino acids)
Source: RefSeq, marked reviewed
AUGAAAAUAGCGGUGAAGAAGAGCUGCAGGAAUCUAAGCGAACUACCACAAGAGCUGCUCUACAAGAUUUUAGGGUUAUUGCCUACAAGAAAUGUUGUCUCUACUUCUCUUAUCUCCCACCAAAGGCGUUCACAGUUCCAUUGGAUGGAAAGGCUGAAAUUCAGGUAUCCACGUCUGCUUUUAGAUAAUCGUGUUCCUGAUGCUGAGAAUGAAGCAGAAAAUCUUGUUCCUGGUCCUGAGAAGGAAGCAAGGUUCGUAGGUUUUGUUAACAAUGUGAUAGCAAACCUUUCAACGAAUUUCUUUAAUACUUGCUCUAGAGAUUGAAGAAGAAGAGCAAAUCUCAGGCAAUUCUUUGUAAGACUGAACCCGUGUUUGGCUCUACAGCUUAAUUCACUGAAUUUGCUUUUUCCUACAAUUUGUCAACUGCAUCUAGAUAUAUAAUUCUGAAAGGUUGUUGUCACUAACCAUCGAGCUCCACAAAGAAGUUG